Messenger RNA from Apis dorsata (giant honeybee), 2169 nucleotides. RefSeq lists its product as uncharacterized. The coding region runs from base 1330 to 2169 and encodes 279 amino acids. Lineage: Eukaryota; Metazoa; Arthropoda; Insecta; Hymenoptera; Apidae. The record is from RefSeq and is a predicted model, not a curated record. The transcript is spliced from 4 exons.
GACAAAGAUGUAAAAUUUUCUUUGUGAAGUUUUUGAGUGAAAGUUUCGGAUGAAUUUCAAAUAGGCCUAAAAAUAUCUUGGCACAUACAUUAAUCUUUUAAUUUUCAAGAUUUUAUUAUAACGUACACACGAAUACGAUGAUCGAAAAUACCACAUUGGAUAUAAAUCCUUCGCCAUCAAAUUUAAAUCUUAAUCAACGAUUUAAUUCAUUCUUUGGUAUGCGUGCCACGAGAUCGAGAAAGAAGCCGCUAGAAAAUAUUUUUACGAAUUAGACUUAGACGUUGGAUGUUGGAUUUUACAAGCAUUUUUCUUUGUAACAUGUUCAUCGAUUCGCCGUGGCGAUAGAAUCAUAGUCUCAGGGUUUUAACCAACAACCAACAAAUAAACAAAUGAUACAAAUUUAGAUACAAUAUAAAUAAAUAAGCGCGCGUGUAUAUUUGUGGAGCAAAACAUUAUAAUAAUAAUAAUUACGAUAGUAAUAAUAAUAAUGAGGAUGAUAAUGAUGAUAAUAAUGAUGAUAAAGGAUAUUAACAUUAGUAUUAAUGAUGAUAACAAUGAUGAUGAUAAUAAUAAUAAAAAAAAAACAAGAAACACAAUACCGUGGUUUCUUGUAUUCCGUAACUCGAAAUUUACGCAUUUGUUUUGCAAUACUGGAUGUAUAUCCAGUAUGCGAAAGAAAUAUAAUUCUAACGUCACUUUUUUCUUUUAUGAUCUUUCUCCCUGUAGGUAGGAAGAAGAUUUGUACAUAUACAUAGUUUAUUCGCAUCGUGAAAAUUUACAUCGAUAAAUUCAACCACAUCCUGUAUUUUUUUUUGGCACGGUAUAUAUACGAUUGCACAAUUUGAAAAAAGCUUCCGCUUUUCCAGCGAAACGUGCGUGCGCCAACAAAGAUGAACAAAUGGAUCGUGGAUUUGAAAUGUUUCAUAUAUCAUAGCGUGCACUGUUUACGAUUUGUUUCUUCUUCGAAAGUACAAUAUAAAGUGGUUCUUCGAAAACUCCUUCUUUUCUCGUUCGUUCGCCGGACUCACCAGACCAGUCGUAAAUUGUACCUGCUGCGAAGAAACGUUGCUUCUGCGACUUCUCUAUAUGUGUACAGAAUAUGUGUACAGAUACAUGUAAUUAUAAUUUUUAUAUAAAAAGAAAGGAUACGUAUGUGUGCGUGAGCAUUAGGUAAUAAGUCGAUCGAAAAUAAAAUAGGAAUUAAGCUCGAUAUUUUUAUUCUUCAAAUCUUGAAUGUUGAACGAGCUCCUCUUCGAAAAUUCGCGUUAAAUAUUUACCUAAUAUAAAAUAUGCCGAUUAUAACGAAAUAGAAUACUAUACCUGGCCUCAAUGGCCUCAGUUGGCUCAGCAAUCAUGUUGCGAGAAGAAGCUUCACGUUUGCUUCUUUAUUUGUUAAUCGUCUUUCUUGUUACUUUUUCCAAAAGUUCGUAUGUACUGCGAGACAAUUGUUUGGAAUUCGAUGUGGUUGAGCUCGAGGAUUACUUGUCUCGGAAUAUUGAGAAUGUACCGACGAUCGAUAUGAUGAUCGGCGGUUUCAAAUGUCCCGUCACAGCUUUGCCCUUUGGUGCUUUGAAAUCGGACUGGGCAAGAUUACUGCUUCUGCAGGGAGCGCAACCAAAGGAUUCAAUUCUCUCGAAGAAACUAGGUCGUCUUUUCAGAAUCUUAGUGAUCGCUUAUUUCCAAAUAGAGGAACGUUUCGAUAUUAUUCAAUCUGGAAUUUUGAGCAGCGUAAGUAACACUGAUACGAGGAAAGAAAUGAAGAGAUUCAACAACUCGAUAAUCGAUUUAGCAGAAAUAAAUAAAAAUUUUACUUUUUUUGACAAUAAAAAAUCCAUUGGCACAAUUAAAAUCGAACGAACCACGAGGCUGGAUAAAACGAGAGAAAAUAAAAAUGACGAUUUUAAUACGACACGUAGUAAUAAUUCUUCGACAACCGUCGAAUUUUUAUCUAUCGAUGAUCGGAUGGUAUUUCGCUCGACAACCGAACGAUAUGAGGAAAAGAAGAUGGUAAAUAUUACCGGUUUUUCAGAUAUAAAUACCGAGAAAAAAAAUUACACAGAAAUAUCGAAAACGAACGAAUCCGUCGCAAUUGAAAUCCCGAAUAAUUUUACGAAAGGUCAAGCCAAUAACAAUCGAUUUAAUCCAAUUUCUAAUUUCUACAGCUACUGA